GACAAUCGCCAGUGUGUCGCCAUGUCGAACAGAACGCUGUUAACUCUGUGCUGCCUGCUGGCGCUGUCACUGCCCACGUUAGCCGAUUACGACUGGUGGCGCUCAGCGCAGUUCUAUCAGAUCUAUCCGCGAUCCUUCAAGGACAGCGAUGGCGAUGGCAUCGGCGACCUCGUGGGUAUUACACAACAGCUGAGCUACCUGAAGGAGAUUGGCGUGACAGCCACUUGGCUGUCGCCGAUCUUCACGUCGCCGAUGGCAGACUUUGGCUACGACGUGGCUGACUUCUACAACAUCGACCCGAUGUUCGGCACUAUGGAGGACUUUGACAAUUUGUUGGCGCGCGCAAAUCAGCUGAACCUCAAAAUCAUAUUGGACUUUGUGCCCAACCAUUCAUCCGAUGAGUGCGAUUGGUUUGUGCGCUCUGCCGCCGGUGAGGAGGAGUACAAGGACUUCUAUGUGUGGCACACCGGCAAGGUGGUCAACGGCAUCAGGCAGCCGCCCACUAACUGGAUAAGUGUGUUCCGCGGCUCGCAGUGGACCUGGCACGAGGGUCGUCAGGCUUACUAUCUGCAUCAGUUCCUGGCUAAGCAGCCGGAUCUCAAUUACCGUAAUCCCAAGGUUGUCGAGGCCAUGAAGGAUGUGCUCCGAUUCUGGCUGCGCAAGGGCGUCUACGGCUUCCGCAUCGAUGCCGUGCCCCAUGUCUUCGAGGCAGCGGCCGAUAAGAAUGGCGACUUCUUGGAUGAGCCGCGCAAUGAAUACGUCAGCGAUCCCGAAGACUACUCGUACUUGCAGCACAUUUACACCACAAAUCAGCCGGAGACCAUUGAUCUGGUCUAUCAGUUCCGUGAGGUUAUUGAGGAGAUGAACGUGGAGCUGGGCGGAGACGAUCGUGUGCUGCUGACUGAGGCAUACGCCCCGUUGGAUGUCCUGAUGCAGUAUUACGGCAACGGCACCCACAACGGCUCCCAGAUUCCGUUCAACUUUGAGCUGCUUUCGAACCUGAACAUUAACUCCGACGCCUACAAAUAUUCAGAGCUGUUGCACAACUGGCUGGACAACAUGCCCGAGGGUCAAGUGGCUAACUGGGUGCUGGGCAAUCAUGACCAGAGCCGCAUUGGCUCGCGCCUGGGCACGGAUCGCAUCGACUCCAUCAACAUGAUGCUGCUGACGCUGCCCGGCAUCAGCGUCACCUACCAGGGCGAGGAGCUGGGCAUGGAGGAUGUCUGGAUCAGCUGGGAGGAUACCGUCGAUCCGCAGGCAUGCCAGUCCAAUCCCAAUGAGUUCGAGCGCCUCACGCGUGAUCCAGUGCGCACGCCCUUCCAGUGGAACGACGAGCCGCUAGCUGGCUUCACCGACGGCCCAAAGACCUGGCUGCCCGUCGCUGACAACUACAAGCUGGUGAAUGUCAAGCGGGAGCGCGGCAUUCCGCUCAGCCAUCUGAACAUCUACAAGCAGCUCCGUGCCCUGCGCGACCUGCCCACGCUCAAAAGAGGCGAUGUCACUGUCAAUGCCGUUGGACCCAAUGUGCUGGCCAUUAAACGCUCUCUGAAGAAUGAAAAGUCGUACAUAACUGUUAUUAAUCUCAACAACGACGUUGAGCUGGUUAAUCUGGAUGCUGUGUUUGCGGAGCUCACAGCAGAGCUGAGCUAUGUUGUGGUCAGUGACAAGAGUCUGCGGCGCAAGGAUGAUCUCACCCACGCCAAUUCAGUGCUGCUGAUGCCCAAGGAGGGAAUUGUCCUUGCCACUGUCUAAAUGAAAUUCUUUUAUAUAAUCUUAACUUAACUUAGCUUAUCUUAAGUGUCAGAAGUAAGAUUAUUGAAUUAAAGCAACAAAUUUCAACAAUGUUUUUUCGGCUUAUCA
This is a messenger RNA of Drosophila hydei, 1860 nucleotides long. Its product is annotated as maltase A3. NCBI's taxonomy places the organism in Eukaryota, Metazoa, Arthropoda, Insecta, Diptera, Drosophilidae. The transcript is spliced from 4 exons. Gene Ontology annotation, biological process: carbohydrate metabolic process. The coding region runs from base 22 to 1752 and encodes 576 amino acids. The record is from RefSeq and is a predicted model, not a curated record.